AUGGUGACCCAAAGUGACGGCAACCCUCCAGAGAAGGGGGUGUCGCCGCUGGUUGCUAACUACCCCGACACCCACGAUGCCGAAGCCAACCUCCAACCCAUCGAGGCCGACGAGAGCAAGCCUGCUGCACCACCCUCCGGUCUCUGGGGGCGCCUCAGUUACUAUGGCCACAAGGUCAUUGUAGCUGGUCGAGUUGAGCUUCAGGGAAUCUCACCCAUUCCAGUCAAGGAGAGGACAGUGACCAAGACGCUCAACAUUUUUACCUUGUGGUGGUCAAUGAGUUGCAACAUUCUCCCGAUUACCUUUGGCAUGCUAGGCCCAGUAUACGGCCUCAGCCUACGGGAUAGCUGCCUCGUUAUCCUCUUCUUUACUCUGCUGUCUACCAUCCCACCCGCUUACCUCUGCACUUGGGGUCCGAAGCUGGGUAUGAGACAGAUGAUUCAAGCUCGCUAUUCCUGGGGCCGCUACAUAGUCUCCCUCCCCGUCCUCCUCAACCUAGCCACCACAACCGGCUUCUCCGUCAUCAUCGUCAUCACCGGCGGCCAAUGUCUCUCCGCCGUCGCCAACGGCCACCUCUCCGUCAGCGUCGGCAUCGUCAUCAUGUCCAUCCUGACCCUCAUCAUCUCCUUCUGCGGCUUUACGACACUACACAUGUACGAGCGGUUUGCGUGGAUCCCCGCCCUCAUCGCCAUCAUCGUCGCCGUCGGCUGCGGCGGCAAAUACCUCCACUUGCAAAACCCUCCCGCCGACCCCCCAACCCCGCAGGGCGUGCUGAGUUUCGCCAUGCUCGUCGCUAGUUACAUGAUCCCCUGGGCCUGUUUGUCGUCGGAUUUUACGACUUACCUCGUGCCCUCCACCCCGUCGUGGAAGAUCUUCACGUACAGCUACACCGGCCUCGCGCUGCCCACUAUUCUCUUGAUGUGUCUCGGAGCCGCCAUCCAAGGCGCUAUCCCCUCCGUUCCCGAAUGGAGCGAGGCCUACAACCAGACGCUGGUGGGCGGUGUCUUGCAAGCCAUGCUCGCGCCCGCGGGUGGAUUCGGUCGGUUCCUGGUCGUCAUCUUGUCCUUUACUUUGCUGGGAAACCUAGCGGCGACUUCGUACUCCAUCACGCUCAACUUCCAGAUGUUGGCUCCCGUCUUGUUCAAAGUGCCCCGCUACCUGUUCGCCAUCAUCCUGGCUGCCAUCUUGAUCCCCGUGGGCAUCAAGGCUAGCGCCGAGUUCUUCGACAGCCUGGAGAACUUUGUGGGUCUGAUUGGGUACUGGUGCUCUGCGUUUUUGGGGGUCGUCAUGGUCGAUCAUUAUUGGGAGAAGAAGGGAGAUUUUGGGCGGUAUGAUUUGGAGGCUUGGAACGAUGCGAGCAAGUUGCCGUGGGGCGUGGCGGCGCUGACGGCGGCGGUGGCGAGCUUUGGGCUGGUGAUUCCUAGUAUGGAUCAGGUGUGGUAUCAGGGGCCGAUUGCGAGGACGACGGGCGAUUUGGGGUUUGAGUUUGCGUUUAUUGUGAGUGGGCUGCUUUAUGUGCCGUUGAGGAUGGUGGAGAAGAAGGUCAGUGGGCGAUGA
Messenger RNA from Neurospora tetraspora, 1557 nucleotides. RefSeq names its product permease for cytosine/purines, uracil, thiamine, allantoin-domain-containing protein. The record is from RefSeq and is a predicted model, not a curated record. Bases 1 to 1557 code for a protein of 518 amino acids. Lineage: Eukaryota; Fungi; Ascomycota; Sordariomycetes; Sordariales; Sordariaceae. Gene Ontology annotation, molecular function: transmembrane transporter activity. The transcript has 3 exons. Gene Ontology annotation, cellular component: plasma membrane. Gene Ontology annotation, biological process: transmembrane transport.